AUGGAGGUGCUGAAUGCUUCCCGCCAUAAGAAACGGCUACAACGAGCUGCUGCUGCUGCUGGAGAAAAGGCAGCUGAGAAUGCAGUGCCGAGCAAACGGGUGAAAUUUACGGAUGGCAACAACAACGAGAUUGCAAAGGUAGACGAGGAUGCAGACAGUGACGAUGCCAAUGCAGAUCUUGUACUUGCUCUCACAAAAGAUGAAAAGGCAAAACGACAGGCUGCAGCGAAGAUUGCGGCCAAGAAGGUGGUUGCAGAUGCAGAGAAGAGCAAGGUGAGCAAGACGAAACAAAAAGCCUUGCAGAAAUUGAAAGAGAGGCAAGAGAGAGAAGCCAAGCGAGGCGAGGUUCUGAAAUCUCUACAAGAACAUGCCAUCAACAGUGAUGUCGCUGCUUUGCUCAAGUCAAGCUCAAAGAUUGGAACUGGAAGGGAGACGAAGAAGCAGCGGCUGUCGCAGGCCUUGAAGGAGGAGCGAGCAGGAGUGUGCCUGACUGACCACGCGGAUCUCAUCGUUGGGAUCAACUCACACAAUGACAAAGAGAGUGCGAGAGCAAGAAGAAGGAGGUUGGAACGAGAGCAAGACGAGAUGGAGCAGGCCUUGUAUCACUCGGAUGAGGCCGACGAAGAGAGCUCAGAAGCAGAACAGGAAGGCGAACCAAGGGUUGAUGAAGAGCAUCAGCCAGCAAACCUCACAGCACAAGAGCACGAUAUUCAUGCUGACACGUCAGAUUUGACUCCAAGAACGAAGGAGGAGGAGCGCAAGGAGGAAGGGAAAAGGAAGGAGGAGGAGCGCAAGGGGGGAGGGAAAGGGAAGGAGGAGGAGGACGAAAGGGCACCUGCUUACGUUGUUCGAGUGAAGAGGAGACCUGAGAUUGAGCGGGUGCGAGAGAAGCUGCCGAUGUUUGCAGAGGAGCAGGCGGUUAUGGAAUGCGUCAACGAUCAUGACGUCAUGAUCCUCUGCGGAGCCACCGGGUGCGGGAAGAGUACGCAGCUGCCUCAGUUCCUGUACGAAGCCGGUUACGGGGAAGCGCCGGGCAGGCGCGGGAUGAUCGGAUGCACUCAACCUCGUCGAGUCGCAGCCGUCACGACUGCUAAGAGAAUCGCGAGCGAGCUGAACGUGCAGCUGGGGAAGGAGGUGGGGUUCCAGGUGAGGUACGAGAAGCGAACGAGGAAGGAGACGAAGAUCAAGGUGAUGACGGAUGGGAUUCUGCUCAAGGAGAUGCAGAGCGACUUUCUUCUCUCCGACUACUCGGCGAUCAUCAUCGAUGAGGCCCACGAGCGAGGCACCAACAGCGAUAUCCUCAUCGGUCUGCUCUCGCGCCUCGUGCCCAUGCGCAGGAAGGGAGUAAAGGACAGGAGCGGCAAGCUGCUUCCCCCCCUCAAGCUCAUCAUCAUGUCUGCUACCCUCCGUGUUAGCGACUUUGUGGACAACGCGCCCUUGUUUCCUCACCCUCCUCCCGUGGUGGAGGUGGCAGCGCGGCAGUUCCCUGUGACAGUCCACUUCAGCAGACGGACGGCGACGUUGGACUACCUGCAGGAGGCGCUCAAGAAAACGCUCAAGAUCCACGCGAAGUUGCCGGGGGGAGGGAUCCUGGUGUUCCUGACGGGGAGGCGGGAGAUCAACUGGAUGUGCCGGAAGGUGAAGGAAGAGCUAGGAAAGAAGCGAAAGAGAAGCAAGAAGAGCGAAGAACAAGCUGGGGGAGAAAAGACUGACAACCUCAGGCUCCCUCCUCUCCCCGCAAACAUCUCCCUGCCUUCGGAUGGUGUUGAUACCAACGAGAAUGCCAAGGAAGGGUUUGUGUUCGGCCUGGAUGACGGAGCUGAGAGUGAAGAGGAAGAAGUUGAUGUUGUGGAAAAGAUGAAGGUAGAGGAAGAGGAGGAAGAAGCAGGAGAGGAGAAGGGGGGGGAGGAGGGGGAGGAGUCAGAAGUCGAAGACCUUUCCGAAAACGAGUAUGACCUAAGCGACAGCGAUGAUGAUGAUGAGGAGGAGGAGGAGGAGGAGGAGGAGCAAGGGAAUGGAAGCGGAGAAUCUUCUUCAAGGACGAUCGUCUUAAGCUCACAAAUGAUCCAAAGAGGAGAUGCUGCGAAAUCUUGUUCAGAAACAGAAGAGGAGAAGAAGGAGAAGGAGAAGGAGAAAGAGAAAGAGAAAGAGAAGGAGAAGAAGGAGAAGAAGACGAGAGUCAAGAAGAGGCCUAACAAAGUUGAGGUGCUUCCUCUCUACUCCAUGCUCCCUGCAGACCAGCAGAUGAAAGUGUUUGAGCGAGUGAGAAAAGGCGUCAGACUUAUCGUGAUCGCUACCAAUGUAGCCGAAACCUCUAUCACUAUCCCCGGGAUCCGGUAUGUUGUGGACACGGGGAGGGUCAAGGAGCGCGUCUACAGCAAACGCUCGGGCAUCGGCAGCUUUCGCAUCGCGUGGACGUCGCAAGCGAGUGCAAACCAGCGAGCAGGGAGAGCAGGCAGAACAGGAGCAGGGCACUGCUACCGCCUCUUCUCAUCCGCCGUCUUCGAACAUCAAUUCUCUCCCUUCGCUCCUCCUCAGAUCCUCCAGACUCCCAUAGAAGGCGUCGUCCUCCAGAUGAAGGUUAUGUCCAUCCCCAACAUCCGCGAGUUUCCGUACCCGACGCCGCCCAACGAGGAAGACAUCGAGAGAGCCAUCAAGCUCCUUGUCAGUCUGGGAGCGCUGGACGAAGAGGAGCAGGUCACUCCCCUCGGCGUCCAGCUCGCUGCCUUUCCUCUUGCUCCUCGCUUCGCAAAGAUGCUGGUGCUCGGCAAUCAGAGCGGCUGCCUCCCUUACGCUGUCGCGCUCGUUGCUGCCCUCACCGUCGAGAACCCCAUCGUGUAUGAGCGAGAAGGAGCGAGAGAUGCUGAGCAGGACGAGGACGAGGAGAAGGACGAAGACGAAGAGCAGGAGCAGGAGCAGGCAGGAGGGAGGAAGGAAAGACAGUGGAAUGGAGGAGCGCAAGUCUGCAGGAGAGAUCUGUGGACGCACACGAGGAGCGACGCUCUGGCCCUUGUCAAGGCCUUGGGUGCCUACGCUUUCAGCGGAGGAGAGGAAAGAGAUCAGUUUGCACAAAACCAUGGGCUGCACCCGAAGCUGAUGCGAGAGAUGUUAUCAGCGUAUCAGCAGCUGAACUCGCUUCUUCGCUUCUACUUCCCCUCCCUCGCUCCUCUCCUUGCCUCUGACGAUGGGCCUUCCCGCCCCCCUUCAAGCCAGCAGGAGGAGCUUCUCUGCCAGCUCCUCCUUGCAGGCCUGGUCGACCAAGUCGCCAGGCUUGACCCGGACUGCCGCGCGCGCGUGCGAUGGUGA
Guillardia theta CCMP2712 is the source of this 3306-nucleotide messenger RNA. RefSeq lists its product as hypothetical. Gene Ontology annotation, molecular function: ATP binding; RNA binding. The transcript has 6 exons. The record is from RefSeq and is a predicted model, not a curated record. Gene Ontology annotation, cellular component: intracellular anatomical structure; nucleolus. Gene Ontology annotation, biological process: maturation of SSU-rRNA from tricistronic rRNA transcript (SSU-rRNA, 5.8S rRNA, LSU-rRNA). Lineage: Eukaryota; Cryptophyceae; Pyrenomonadales; Geminigeraceae. Bases 1 to 3306 code for a protein of 1101 amino acids.